AUGGCAACAAGAUUUAAGAAAAAUAGAAAAAAGAGAGGUCAUGUAUCAGCCGGUCAUGGUCGUAUUGGAAAACACAGAAAACAUCCAGGAGGAAGAGGAAAAGCUGGUGGUAUGCAUCAUAUGCGAAUAAAUUUUGAUAAAUAUCAUCCAGGAUAUUUUGGAAAGGUCGGUAUGAGACAUUUAAAUUUAUUAAAAAACCGAAAAUAUUGCCGAACCAUAAAUAUUGAUAAAUUAUGGGGUUUAUUGCCAGAAGAAAAAAAACAAGAAUUCGCUAAAAAUGAAAAUAUAGCUCCAGUUAUAGAUGUAACAAGAGUUGGAUAUUUCAAAGUUUUAGGAAAUGGAAAUUUAGAACAUAAUCAACCGAUUGUUGUAAAAGCUAGAUAUUUUUCUUCCAUUGCUGAAAAAAAAAUUAAAGCCGUAGGAGGGCAAUGUAUAUUAGUAGCUUAA
This is a messenger RNA of Plasmodium yoelii, 447 nucleotides long. RefSeq names its product ribosomal protein L27a, putative. Gene Ontology annotation, biological process: translation. The record is from RefSeq and is a predicted model, not a curated record. The coding region runs from base 1 to 447 and encodes 148 amino acids. Gene Ontology annotation, molecular function: structural constituent of ribosome. Lineage: Eukaryota; Apicomplexa; Aconoidasida; Haemosporida; Plasmodiidae. The transcript is spliced from 2 exons. Gene Ontology annotation, cellular component: ribosome; cytosolic large ribosomal subunit.